UAUAAAAUCUUGACGCCGUCUCAGCUUACUCUGAACUUCACGACUUACCUACCUUCCAACCUUUAACCUAAGCAUUCGCCCUAUCACUCACUCGGCCUCGUGUCCGUUUCCAUCUUCCGUAGAUAGACUGACAUAAUCCACUCUUAUUACAACUUCGUCUACCUGCAGCUUUACGCCCCUUCUUUCCGCCUCCACCCAAUUACACACAUAGUACACCCGCGGCAUUGCUUGGUCGUGAGCCACAAGCCAGCAUCAUUCCUGUCUCGUGGCACGUCACACCAGAUUCAAUCUCUUUGUCUUGUGCGCCUCAUCCGUCACUACACAUUCGGCCGUCCAUUGCUCGGGAGUUGCGCCGUCGUAGAGGAAGUCGUUGGCCUAUAAGAACUGCGUGUUGUUCUCUUUCGAGUUUGUAGAGGUGGUGUGAUAUUCACCCCCCCCCUUUUUUCCCUUCGAUCGUGGUGGAAGAUAGAUUCUGCGCAGUAACAAAUCCAUUGGACUGCACCUACACACAAUCCUAUACACACCUCGUCACAAUGCCCGUUCUCAGCUCAGCACGGUACGGCAAGGAUAAUGUCCGCGUUUGCAAGGUUCAGCGAGAUGAAGCAACAGGGACACACAAGGUGACGGAGAUGACUGUGUGUUGCUUGCUAGAGGGCAAGAUCGACGCCUCGUACACGGAUGCGGACAACGGGCCCGUAGUAGCCACGGAUUCCAUGAAGAACACCAUCUACAUCAAGGCGAAGGAGAAUCCCGUAGACCCGCCGGAGCUAUACGCGGCCAUCCUAGGGCAGCAUUUCCUAGACAAAUAUGCGCACAUCGACGUGGCCAAUAUCAACGUCGAGGUAAAACGGUGGACACGCAUGAACAUUGACGGAAAGCCGCACCCGCACAGCUUCUACCGGGACGGCGACGAGACACGCAACGUCGAGGUACGGGUGUCUCGCGCCGACGGCAUCGACGUCCAGAGCUCCAUCGCGGGCCUGCUCGUGCUCAAGAGCACGGGCUCGCAGUUCCAUGGCUUCAUCCGGGAUGAGUACACCACGCUACCCGAGACUUGGGACCGCAUUCUAUCAACUGAAAUCGACGCCUCCUGGAAGUGGAAGACCAUCCCCUCGCUCAAGGCCCUACAAGACAACAUUGCCAUCUUCGACAAGGCCUUCGACGACGCCCGCGCCAUCACCAUGAAGACCUUUGCCGAGGAGGACAGCCCCUCCGUUCAAGCCACCAUGUACAAAAUGUGUGACAAGAUCCUCGAGGCUGCGCCCGAGGUCGCCUCCGUCAGCUAUGCGCUGCCCAACAAACACUAUUUCGAGAUCGAUCUCUCGUGGCACAAGGGUCUCGAGAACACAGGCAAGGACGCCGAGGUGUACGCGCCGCAAUCUGGCCCUAAUGGCCUGAUCAAGUGCGAGGUGUCUCGAUCCUAGAAGCACACACGUACUCUCUCAUUUCGACUCACGCUUCACUCUUCCCAUCUCCUUCCUCCCUCUGCUCUUCCCUAAAUUUGUUCGUCUCACAUCAACAUGUAGUGUAAUCAUGACUAAACGGCGCAUGAGUGGUGGCUACCGUGCUUUAUUACUUCCUUGCCUGUUUUCGCUUAAGGGUCUGGAUUUUGUAUUUUACUCGGGUAAUGAUUCAUGAGAGAGGUUCUCUGAUGAAUCACAUUACGGCGGACUAUGAACGUCUGCAGCUGUACCGUAGACUAUUAUAGCAUCGCCUCUUCUAGAAAACAUCAAUGGGGAACUUCAAUAAUGCAUCAUUCACUGU
This is a messenger RNA of Xylaria bambusicola, 1764 nucleotides long. RefSeq lists its product as uncharacterized. Gene Ontology annotation, cellular component: peroxisome. Bases 534 to 1424 code for a protein of 296 amino acids. The record is from RefSeq and is a predicted model, not a curated record. NCBI's taxonomy places the organism in Eukaryota, Fungi, Ascomycota, Sordariomycetes, Xylariales, Xylariaceae. The transcript is spliced from 2 exons. Gene Ontology annotation, biological process: urate catabolic process; purine nucleobase catabolic process. Gene Ontology annotation, molecular function: urate oxidase activity.